AUGUCGGACAACCGUCGUCCAGUUCGUGUUCAUAGAUUUCGACCAGCUUUAAUUACACAAGUCGAUGAUGCACUACCGGAUUAUAUGAACUUAAUGGGUAUGAUCUUUUCAAUGUGUUCAUUAAUGCUUAAAAUUAAAUGGUGUGCAUGGGUUGCCAUAUUUGCUGCUCUGGUUGGUUUUGCAAAUUCGCGUAGUUCAGAUGAUGCAAAACAAGUUCUUAGUAGUUUUAUGCUCUCAAUUUCUGCUGUGGUCGUAACUUACAUGCAAAAUCCUGCACCAAUGACCAUACCAUUUAUGCAAUAA
Messenger RNA from Rotaria socialis, 303 nucleotides. NCBI's taxonomy places the organism in Eukaryota, Metazoa, Rotifera, Eurotatoria, Philodinida, Philodinidae. The record is from the annotation of a GenBank genome assembly.